GGGAACAGCCUCGUGCUCCCGCAGACAUUUUCAGAGGCAUGGCUUCCAAAUGGGUUGUGGUAAUCGUAGUCUUGUGCACAACUCUUGAGGUCGUUGUUUCUCAAAGGCCGCCGCACUGGAGUCACCAGUACAAGCAUCCACGACGGAGUCUUCUUUCAACGACUGAGGAAGAAGAUGAAGACAUGGCUCCAGAUGAAGACAUGGCUCCAGAUUAUCAACCCAAGGAAGAAGAGAAUUGCAACUUGACAGCUCUGGAGCAACUUGCGCAGUCCACGUACUGCAGGCCUCGCAUGGACUUCGAGAUCCUCUCACGUCCUAACGACCAUUCUAUCCUCUAUCCGGAAGCGGUCCGAGUGGAACGUUGCUCCGGAGGAUGUUUCGGGGCAGUCACUUGCUCUGCCGUUACCAUGGAAAACGUCACCGUUCCCGUUAUUCGGUUUAAUAUGGCGGAAGGUGGCACGCUCCAAUGUACCGAGGUGACGGUCGUACGGCACAAGACAUGUCACUGUGGCUGCACCAAGAAAGAAUCAGACUGCGGAGAAUAUCAGCACUACAACCGGGACACCUGUUCCUGCGAGUGUACCAACGACGCUGAGAAAGAACGCUGCCGACCACUUUCACCACCCAUGCGGUGGAACUCGUAUUGGUGCUUUUGUCAGUGCCCAGAAUGGCACAGUUGCGGCAGUCCACAGGACUACUUCGACCAAGACUUAUGCAGUUGUCAACCGUUCAUGACCAACCUGCCGGACGCGAAGAUGAUCCUGAAUGUCAUGAAGCCGCUCGAGUGGACCAAGUUACCACCGCCGCUUUGAGGCUUUUCAAAAAUGAAACACAAUAAAUUUUGUCAUGGCACUAAUA
Messenger RNA from Ornithodoros turicata, 858 nucleotides. Its product is annotated as balbiani ring protein 3-like. Gene Ontology annotation, molecular function: growth factor activity; growth factor receptor binding. Bases 39 to 812 code for a protein of 257 amino acids. The record is from RefSeq and is a predicted model, not a curated record. Gene Ontology annotation, biological process: positive regulation of cell population proliferation; positive regulation of protein autophosphorylation. NCBI's taxonomy places the organism in Eukaryota, Metazoa, Arthropoda, Arachnida, Ixodida, Argasidae. The transcript is spliced from 8 exons. Gene Ontology annotation, cellular component: membrane.